Messenger RNA from Polyodon spathula (Mississippi paddlefish), 1386 nucleotides. It is a transcript of the gene foxg1b, whose product is annotated as forkhead box G1b. Gene Ontology annotation, biological process: regulation of transcription by RNA polymerase II. Gene Ontology annotation, molecular function: DNA-binding transcription factor activity; sequence-specific double-stranded DNA binding. Gene Ontology annotation, cellular component: nucleus. The transcript has a single exon. Lineage: Eukaryota; Metazoa; Chordata; Actinopteri; Acipenseriformes; Polyodontidae. Bases 263 to 1282 code for a protein of 339 amino acids. The record is from RefSeq and is a predicted model, not a curated record.
CCUUGGAUAGUUUUUAUGUAAUUAAAUAAAACUACAUGUCUUUUGAUUAAAGGGAUCGUGUAAAAAUGUCAGCAAGUUAUUAGUGCCGCCCAUUUGAUGAUGCUGUAGUAAGAGGGAACCUCCUUAAUUACUAAUUUCUCCGUUCCGCAUCAACCGCUCUUCUGUCCUAGAAGUUCCUUCAUGCAUGCAAUGUCGUGAUCAGAUCGUGUCUGACCUUUUAUUUGUUAAACACAAAACCCAAGGCUUGUUGUGAUUGCUGGGGAUGGGGGAUCAGAAAGAGCCGACAAUGGUUCCCAAAUCCACUUCGUUUAGUAUCAAGAGCCUUCUGUUUCCUUCUAAAAGUGACAACCCAAACUCAAGGACCCCAGAAAAGAAAACUGUGACUGAGGAAAUGGAAUCUUGUUCUUUUAACCAGGACAAUCACGGGGAGGAAGAGGCAGACGGACCGAAAGAACAGAAUAAAAAUGAAAAAUACGACAAGCCGCCGUUCAGUUACAACGCUUUAAUAAUGAUGGCUAUAAGACAGAGUCCAGAAAAGAGAUUGACUCUGAAUGGCAUCUAUGAGUUCAUCAUGAACAAUUUCCCUUAUUAUAGAGAGCACAAACAAGGCUGGCAAAACUCAAUACGGCAUAACCUGAGUCUGAAUAAAUGCUUUGUGAAAGUGCCAAGGCAUUACGAUGAUCCAGGAAAGGGGAACUACUGGAUGCUCGACCCGUCGAGCGACGACGUCUUUAUAGGGGGGACAACGGGAAAACUUCGGAGGCGGUCAACAACAUCGAGGGGCAAGUUGGCACUGAAAAAGGGUCUUCGGUUUGGGCCGCUCGGGCUGGGAUUGAACGACAGGGCAAGCAACCCUUUUUACUGGCAAAUCUCGCCAUUUUUAUCUUUGCAUCACCCCCAUUAUAACAGAUCUGCAUCGGGAUUUCUGAGCCAGGGUCAUGCUUACGGCUCUCUGCUUUCCGGGAUUGAUCAGUUGGGAAACGGGGACCUGACUCGUCCGAUAUUGGGUGGAUCUGGCCUGACAAACAGUUACGGCGUGAGCGCGUCUUCUGUCAGUUUACUAUCAGGACAAGCUGGCUAUUUCGUCUCUGGAGCCCAGCACUCGCAGUCCGUUCAGCACAGUGGAGGUGGUUUCGGGGUACCGUCCAGCUCGCCCUCUACGCUGAUUUCUGAAACACUGAGACCGUCACUGCCUUCCUUUACAUCGGGUGUUUCUACGGGAUUUGCUGGAGUCCUGUCUCAUCAAAACAGGGUUACAUCUGCUAGUUCGUUUUUAAACUGAUCCUAUUACUUCCAGGUUGGGGAAAGAAUAACACGCAAAUUAAAAAAAUAUUGUUUCCCAAAUUGGCAAACUUAUGUUAUUUUUUAUAAGAAAGAAAUUUAAAA